AUGACGCGUAUGGUCUUCCAAUCAGUCCCCAGAGCCAAAACGUCAACCUCGGGAAUGACGAAGAACCGUAAAAUCAAAGGAUCUGAAAAGUUUUUGGUGAGCUUUUCUGGUUUUUAAGUUUUGCGAACUUUUGAUGCAAUUUGCGAGAUUCUUAAGGUUCAUUAGCCUUUAAAAAAACUUUAACAUAUAUUUAUUUCUCGACCUCAACUUUUACAGACGAUCCUCUACUGGUACGUCGGAACUCCUGAUGUUACGAAUAAAUGUGUCGUUCGCGAGGUUUUUCUUCUUAAUAAAUUUGGGACUUGUGCUAACUUUACAUCAUUUCGCAGCUAACUUUUUUUGAGUAAUAAAAUUAUUUUUUAGCGAUUUCUGAACCGCGAGGUGACUUUUGAAGACAUCCACUCGUAUCUUCAAAAAGCUUGCAACGACAGCAGCAUUACGUUGCAUUACGCAGGUUUAGAAGGAAAUUAGUUAUUUGCGUGGAAAGACUUGAUUUUGAUCAAAAGUUUUUUGACUUUUACGAAGAAAGAAUGGAAGCGUUUUGCAAGAAAAAAUAGCUUGCUAUUACAUUUUUCCUAUUUCUUUAUAUUGGCAUCAAUUUGUCUUUUGAUUUAUAAUUCCUCAAAACUGAAAAAUAAUAUUUUUUGCAGUCAACGAUCAAUACGUCGAAAUAACCACCACCGGUCAAUUGCAAACGUUUCUCGAUUAUAUUCGGGACAUGGCCGGCAAAAUCCUUUAUGUUGAGGUUGUUUUUGAACGUAUUACUCUUUAGCUUGAUAAAUCAAGUCUUUCAUUUUUUUUUUCAACAAACCUAUCUCGGACCUUUAUUACGCGAAACGGACGCGAAUCGGACGUGUCGAGGCAUUACAAGUGACCACUUUAGUAGAGUCAGCGCUCUUAAGUGAUCCCUAGGAAUGCCUACAAGCACUUCGUUUCGCGUGGGAAUUUAUUUUUAGAGAUGAUACCUUUUCCAAUAACUUCAGCGUAGUUCUACCGUGUAAAUAGUUUCGCGAAGUUUGAAAUUAUCUCUGACCCUCCGAAUUUCAGUUGUCUUUCACUCACUAUGACGACCGUUUUGAAUUUCGCGCUCAUUUUGAACAAGUUUUUCUUUCACAGAACAAGGACUUUGUGUGGAAAGUGACGGACAAGAAGAAGGGCUCGAACUGCGAUUGCGAAUGCCAUUGCGACUACGACCCUACCGUAAGCAAGCGGACGACUUCCCAAGGCUGCGUCGACGGCGCCUCGCAGUGCGACUGCGCGUCCGAAUCCAAGUUUAUCUUGUACUCAUCAGGAAAAUAUGCCUCAGAGAAGAAAAACACAGUCAGAGAGCUACAGAGAUCUCUCAUAGACAUUUUUAGAAUCUAGAAGUAACAUUUUAAAGAAGCUGUCUUGAAAAAAAAUUGCGCGCAGGCCGCUAGGGUCGUAUCCAAUUUCAAUUUUUGAGUUUUGUUUUUGAUUUGAAGAUUGAAUGAUUUUGAUUUUUGGGAAAUCGGAGCUUUGAAUUGUUUAGCCAUGGUUCAAAACUUAACCAGGGAACGUUUUUUACAUCCCGGUUGAACUUUUGCUGGAACUUUGCUGAACGUAAAAAGUGGGUAAAAAACAUUUGCUCGUCAGAUAAACAUUUCAUGACAAAAAAUGCGAAAUUUGGACCGCUUCGCGGGCCGCGACGCGACUCCAAUGCUGGCCUGCGCGAGACUCUCCUUAAAAAUCCAGAGUUUCGGGUAUAGAAUGAAGAUUUUUCAGUAGUUUCAAACCGAAUUAGUUGUAAAAUGAAGAUGUUUUUUUUUCAUAGCUUGAUCGCAAAGUAUCAAUUAAUGGUUCUCGAACAAGACGAAAGCCACACGGUAGAGCAAAGAUUUUAAAAUUAGAUUAAUUUUUUUUUCUCGAAGGCCUAUUUGUGAGCUUCCGGCUUACAUUCAGAAACUUGUCGAAUUUUUAAAAAUCAAUGUUUUGAAAUUAUUAAAAUUUAACGAAAAUUCAAAUAGUUUUUCAGCGUCUCCGAUUCUUCCGAUGAAGACAGCGCGGCGGACGUUGCUCUGGGAAAUGAAGAGAACGAGGAAAUCAGUGAUUCUCAGAGUUGCAAGGUUCACUUCAAGGGAUUCUAGUAAUGAGAUGGAAAUUUGAUCAGUGUUUUACAGAGUAUAACUUUUCGAAAAGUAUUAGGAUCUUCUAUGAGUGUCAAGAUUAGACACGAGAAGAAGUUGCAUAUUCUUAUUUUCGACCUCCGAAAGAGCCAAGACCGUAAAAAAAGUGUCUAUCUUUUUAAUAAAUCUCAUUUUCGGCUAACAAUAUAAGAUGAGUAAGUUUAGGUGUUUGUGGACGACGCCACGGAAUCGGAAGACACGUCUUCUGAGCCCGGACUCAAUAAGUCAGAAGACGAUGAAAGUUCGGUCAGCAGUUCGGACACCAUGUCCCUCUUCAAGCCUGUCAAGGUUCGAAAAUCGAUGAAUUUCAUGUCAGCGUUUUUUGUUGUAGAAACCUCGCUGCGAGCCGACUUUCGUCCCGCAAAAGAAGGAAAUCUUGAUCAAGGCUGAGUAUACAGGUUGAUAGAGGGGUUUCAGUGGAAAAGAACAGAGAAAUUCUUGGUUUUUUAGUUUGAGUGUUUCGAAGUUUUCCGAGAUGAUGAUGUAUUUUUUUCCUAUGCGUCGGCUGGAUCCCACCCCGGGCCGUUAAAAAUGUUUCUUUUGCGUGCCAAAAGCGGGGACGGGAUCCAGCCGACGUAUGCUUUUUCCUCAAUUUCUACCAGUUUCAUAUUUUUAAAAUUGUCGUGUAUAGACCCUUUUGAGCUCAGUUUGCCAGUUUUGUCCUCGAAAUCGAAAACUUUCUGAGAAAUUCGGAAUUGAAUAAUCAUUUUGAAGUCUACCUUUUUCAUUCUCAGCGCCUCCGGAAAACCCCGAGGACUUUGAAGAAUUGUUCACGAACCUUCUCAAAGACGACGUCUCGUGCUUCGAUUUUGCCUCGUUUGCGGUCAAAGAAAUGGUCUCUCGACUGGCCGAUUUCGCCCUUGGAACUCUGAAGGUGGAAACCGGCGAGGAAAGCGCGCUCCAUGGAUAAUUGGCGUUGAAGGAAGCCAUUUUUCGCUAUUUUUUCCUUUUCUGAUCUAGGAAAUUAGUCUUGGAUACACAGGAAAAUUGAAGAAAAAACAUAGAGGAGAGUCUAAAUCUCUUAUUUUUGCACACUGUCUUGCUAAUCUUGUGAAGAACCUAAAUUAAGUUUUUUUUUUAGUGUUUGUAUCUUGGUAACGCAAAACGGACGUUUUUUUCUAGUGAUCACUUCAGUACUCUUAAAUGAUCACUAGGAAUAAUCAGAAACAUCCGCAGUACUAUAGCUGUUUCACGGCUGACUUGAGCCAUCGAAAAAAGGUCUUGAAACGAUAAGAAACGAGAUAGUGCCUGUUGGAUGGAGGGCGCAGACAGGUCACACUUUUUUGCGUCUCAAGCUAGCCGUGAAUCGACUAUACCAGUUUGAGUCCGAGUUGAAUCAACUCUAUCCAUGGAGCGCACUAUCACCCAAUAUUUCCUCAAAAAAUACGCUAUUUUAGCUGAGCUCGAGGGAACGGAGAACCCGAAACUUGAAAGGCAUCAACACCUGCUUCUUCGCCAUGAUGCAGAACCUCAUCAAGUAUUAUUGGCGACGCAAGAGCCGCCAUGACCAAUACGUGACCCUCCAAGACGUCGAAACGGCCGUCCUGAAAGUCGUGCAGAUUGUGCUGGAAGUCUGGGUCGAGGAAAUCGAGGUCUCAAAAUGAAUCCGUCGGCAAAAGCUUGUAGUUUGAAUGCGUAGCGGUCGCGCAGCGGCUCAGAAGCACCAGUUUUUUUUUUCCCAUUUUGAAGUCUCUGAAAACUCUAGAAACAGUUAAAAUAUCAUGGAAUUGGAUUUUAGUUGAAGAUCGUGUUUCAAAAACGCCGUUUGAACGGUUUUUUUCAAACAAAAAAUCGCAAAAAUGGUCUCGAAGCGAAAAUUAUCAUUUCGAUACGCUUUGAAUGCUUUUAAAAAAAUCGUAAGAUGAGAUAAAGAGGUUUUGGUGGAAGUAUAAGUGUUUUGGAAGAAUUUAUAACUGAUUUUGAGCUGAAUGAAACUGAAAAUUAGAGUUUGUAGUUGGUAAAUAAGAAAUGAAGAUUUUUCGUUAAUUUAUUUUUACUUGAAAUAUGAUAAAAAAUAUUCAAAAAGGUUUCAUUUCAUUUCAAGGACGUCAUGUCAGUGAUGCAUAUGGUGAACAAGUUUUGCAUUAAUAUAUUGUGAUUUUUUUUUCUGCAAGAGUUAAUCUUUUUUGAAAGGUUCACUUAUCAAACUUACGCCGUUUUCAAAAAGAUUCCGCGAGAUACAAAAUAGCCGUCAGAGAAAGAGAAAGCUAAAUUUUGAAGAGUCAUAGAUAAUUUCACCGAUUCGCGGAAAUUUCCUUGAACCGCUUCGCGACCGUGACGUGUCCUCGAAACGGCGAAGUCGUGGCGACCGGCUUUUAAGUACAUUUCAUCUUUUUGCCGAAUUCAGAAGCUGGCAGAAAAUAUGCAGACAACCGAAGAAUGGACUGCUCAAGCCGCCAAGAAAAUCUCUGAUUUGGUUUUCAAAACACUGAGGGAGUCAUGUUCGGCGACAUUUUUUUUGAACACGGGAAAAAUGAAUUUUUUCAGUCAAACGUGUGGUGAUUUGGCAAGAAUUCGUCUAUGAACUGGGCGCCAUCGAGCAUUUCGACUUCAAGAAGUAUAUCGUUCUGGGAGAUUUAGAAAAUAGUGAGUUGGAUGAAAAAUAGAGGAAGGGAUGAGGAUAAUUUAAAAAUAAAAUUUUGAAAAAUUGGAGGUAGCUUGACAGAGUUUCUUGACUUGACCGGAUUCUAAUCGUAAAAAAUACGGUUGAGUCUUAUUUUUUUUUCCUGCACUGUUUUCUCCCCGGCUAAGCUCUCCUAUUUACGAACUAUUUCGUGACGAGGGAAAAGAGACGCAGACAAGUGAGACUGCUCAAAUUUGUGACCAAAGAACCGUUCGGAAAAUAUACGAAUAAACGCUUUUUUGACCAAAACUUACUUGUAAGAUAAUAAAUCUUUCUGAAACCUUCUGAGGCUGUGAUGGCGGUUACUUAUAACACUCUGGUCAAACUUCAAUUCGCAGAAAGAAAAAAAUAGCUUUAUAUGCUUUUGAAAAGAUUGAGCUCCAUAGGAGGAAUUUGUGAGCGAAAAAUGUUUCGUGUUUUUCUGUUGCUUUUGUAUAAGGUCAAAAAUAUUUCCGCUGAUCGGAUUCACAAAUAAAAGGGAGCUGAUUUUUUUUUUUCAGAAACCAAAGCUACCGAAAUCUUCAAGACUAUGCUGGAAGCAACUCUUCUCAACAUUGAAAAAGUUCUCGAAACUAUUGACAGUGAUUGGAUGCAAGAGAACAACUGCCAGUGUCUGGAAGCGAUUCCCGAAAAAUUGAGGGUAAUCGAGUCUUUUCGAUACUAAGUUUAUUGUAUUGGAGAGCGGGAGAAAAAUUUAAGCUAUUUUUUAAAAUUUUAAUUUGUAUAGAUACUUUUUUUGUAUAUAUAGAUACAGUUUAAGUUUAAGUGUACAGUUUAAACCUUUUUAAAAGCGAAAAAUUUGAUUUAUUGGCGGGUCUUAAGAUAGUUUUAGGGCGGCCUGGCCCGGGUUCCGGGUCUCGUUUUUGAGAGAAGGCCUACGCGGGCGUGGGCCAGGCUCAGCCUCGCAUAACAUUUUUGAACGCUAUUAAAGAAUUUUUAUUCUAAAUCACAAUUUUUUGUACCAAAAAACGCUUUUUACUUGUUAAGUUAUAGUUUUUGUUGAAAUCCAAGUGGAAAAAGAACCGAACACGUGAUUUUUGUUAUAGAAAAGUCUGAAAUUUGACUCUGAAAACGUGAUUUUUGCAGUAGAAAAGUCUGAAAUUUGACUAGAAAACUUGCGAUUUUGGGUCAUGUCGGCCUUAUUUGCUGGAGGCCCCGCUAAGGUUGGGCCGGCUCUGGCUUAGAGAAUGCCCGGGACCUAUAGGCGGAAGGGUCGGUCCUCGUGAAAAGCACAAAAAAGCUGAACUUUAUAUUUGAUAUUUUAAAGAUUUUACCUCAGACAUUUUGUUUUUGUUAUUUUUUGAUUCGUGAUCUCAACCAAAACAUGACAUGUUGUUUUUCCCAUCUUUUUCCACGUUUUGAGAAUUUUGUUUCGCAAUUUUGUUUCGAAAAUAGAGUGUUUAGUUUCUGUCGAAAGAGCUAUAAGAAAUGAUGUUUGAAGAUCAAACUCGAAAUUUUGUACUCAAUCCUUUUGGAGGCUAAUUUUACGCGCCGCGCGUUUCUAGGAACGUGUGACGUCGAAAACAAGUGCGUUGCCCGAAAUUAAUGACGAAAGGUGGUAACGAUACGUUUCCUUCAAAAAUGAGAAACAAAGCGGGAAUUUCUAUUCAUCGUCAUAGAAACUCUUUUCUAGGUUUUGGAGCUGUUAUGCUAAUCAUGUGACCAUAAAUCCUUUCUAAAUGCAUUAGACAAGGAGAGAGCGUAGAGAAAUCAUAAGAAUUCAAGUUUAGACUAAUAAGGUGUAGAGAAGUACGGAGAAGCUUUUCAGGCUUGAUUUAACUUUUAGGACUGCUUUACGACGUUAGAUUUUUCGGUUCCUUGAAAAAAAAAGCUUGAAACAUAAGGAAACUACUCAAAAAUGGUUGAAGCUGAUUUUUGGCUGUUUUUCUUAAGUAUGAGUCCGAAUUUGAGUGAAUUUAGCUAUAAGAUAUUUCCGCGCGCAAGUAGUUUUCAGUCCGGAGCGAUGAGAAAGUUGAAAAUCUCUUAUUUCGCUACGAAUUUUAAGAUAACCGCUUCACAAUGACGUUUCAAGUCCUGGCGAAUAUAGCGUAUUCUUGAACUGAUACUUGUUCUAUUCUUCUAUCGAUUUUAUUAUCAAAACCAAAAAACUGAUGCAAUAGUUGUAGGCUCAAAAUAGCAAUCUAAGAAAAAAAUAUAUUCGAUACAGAAAAAAAUUUGUAAAAAAAUAUAGUUGGCUAUUUUUUUAAAUUUUUUUCCGCAGAUUCUUCUAAAUUUUUUUGUCUUUUUCGCCUGUCUGUACGGCUCUACGAUUUUCUCAUGAUUCAUCAUCACCGUCUUUUUUUCAAUUUUUUUUCUCGGCGCAUUUUCCGAAAUACUUUUGUAUGACAUUUUCGAGCCGAGAUCUGCGUAUAUAAACCGAAAGAAACGGUCAUCGUUUCAUUUUUUGUCCCUUGUCAUCUUUUUUUUUUCUUCUUUCGUUGACUUCAUAAUUUUUAUUUCGCUUUGGCUCAAAAAUUUACACGAAGGAGUUAGAUAAAACGAUUCUUUCAACCUUAAAAAAAUAGAUUUUUUUCUUUUUUCGAGUUUCAUGAAUUUUUUUCUCCAUAAAAAAACCAAGAUUUAUCAUGCUUUUUUUGUUACGAAAUAUUUCUCAAAAACUUAUUGAAAAACAAAAAGUUUCAUACGAUUCAUAUAUUCCAUUCACUCUUGACAAACAUUGCUAGAAAAAAAAAAGCCUAAACCUCUUAUCUUCGCACACUUUCUCGCUAACCGUGUGAAAACCAGAUUUUAUUAAUUCAAUUGUGAAUGGACUGUUAUUCCGAAUAUUUCAAAAUUGUUGCAGGAGCUCAAACAAUUGAUCAAAAAGAACCCGAUGUCUGAUCCUGAAUCGUCGGACUCGGUGGAAUCUUGGGACGAAUGGAAGCUGGACUCUAUCGAACAGAUCACCGGUCUCAAGAAAUCAUGGUCAACUUUCUAUUUUUCUAAAUCUGAAAUUUUCGAUUUUUCAGCUGCAAGUCCCACGAUGCUUGGACCAUGCCGGGCACCGGGAAGAAAACUGUGACGAAAAGUGGACUGAAGCUGCAGGUCCAGGUGGAUGGCAAACUCCGGACUCUCGAAGGGAUUUGCAUCAAGAAUGGAGCCAACAAUGGGGAGAAGCACGAGGAAACGUCUCCGGAAGACCUGGCCGCCGAGCUCAAGCUCCAAGCUCUUCAGGAGGAGAAUCGAGCCCUGCUCGCUAACCUCACUGAGAGUUUCACCGAGAAAAAGACCAGCGGCCUGUCGGAGGAACAGAAAAAUGAGCUCAAGAAAUUGGUGGGUUGUAGGUGGAUCUUGGCAAGAAUUGGAUACAGAGUUACACCUUUUAUCCCCUAGUUGAGAGGAAAUUCUUUGACUUCGGAAAUCCUUAAGUUAUUGACCUACAAAGAUGCUGAAAAUCAAAGCUUCAAAGUCAAAGAAAAUCAAAAACAGGUUUAAUGAACCACUUUUAGAAUUGUAGCUCUUCUUUUUUGACAUUGAGACUUCCAGGAUUUCUAUCCGCACACCAAAAUGAAACGUUUUCAGAAAAUAAAUGGCCGUUAAGUAGAACGGCCUUUUUUGUAAGAAGCGCUCUCACGCGCCGUAUGAGUCAACAUAGUGCCGCGAUUUCUCAACUUUAGAAAGCGUAUUGUCUCCUUUUUUAGUCGUGUUUGAUCUCUCUUUUUGACGGUUAUGGCCAAAAAUCUGCCUAGGAAAUAGUCUAAAUUCAUAUUAUGAGUAGAAUAGGAUCACUAGAAGAGAUUCUGAAACAGAUUUUGAAAUUAAGAUCGGAAAAUGCUUAAUUUUGAGCCUAAGGAUUGGAGGUGGAGGAUUGGAAAGGCAGCCCUUGCGAUAGAAACGAUUCAUUCACUUACUAUUGAAAAAGUAAUUUCUGCUUUUGGGCGUUUAUGGCUUGGCAGGCAGGGGGCAGCCAUCCUCCACCUCUGCGAAAGAUUAUUCAUUUUCGAAGGUCUUUUAAAGACCUCCGUUUUUUUUUCACUGUGUAUUUCAAGCAUAUAUUUGAAAUUAGCGAGAAAAUCCACAUUCAAUGAAGUCGUUCUAGUUUUUUUUUAUUAGCGAGCUCUUUUCCAGAUGAAAACCCAGCACAACUACGUCUAUCCUCCUCUGCCCAAGCCGGGCAUUAUUAUGGUUCCCACCGGCGGCCUGGCGCGUUGUCGCUGCAAGAAAGACUGCAAGUUCGAGAUCAACGAGGUAGCCAAAAAAAAAAAUAGCCAAUGAACAUCUUGCCACGAAAAGCUUUCCCAGUUUCUUUAAAAUCUCGGUUUUUGGCGUUUUAUAAGUCUUACGAAACUAAAACAAUACAAAAAAACGACUUUUCGCCUCUUUUCUUCCCUAAAAUUAGCCCAUGCGCAUCGAAAAGCUAUUUAGAAUCGACUAAAAUGAUGAUUUUCAGCCCGCCAUGGCCUACUUUGAACGUUUCAACGAGCCUCGCCUUGCCGUCUGGGAGAAGACCAAGCAGAAAAGAAGCAAAAAGAAUUGA
Messenger RNA from Caenorhabditis auriculariae, 9244 nucleotides. Lineage: Eukaryota; Metazoa; Nematoda; Chromadorea; Rhabditida; Rhabditidae. The record is from the annotation of a GenBank genome assembly.